AUGAGUUCCCAGCAGCAGAAGCAGCCCUGCACUGUACCCUCUCAGCUGCAGCAGCACCAGGUGAAACAACCUUGCCAGCCUCCACCCCAGGAACCAUGUGCCCCCCAAACUAAGGAGCCCUGCCAUCCCAAGGUACCUGAGCCAUGCCACCCCAAGGUGCCUGAGCCAUGCCACCCCAAGGUGCCUGAGCCAUGCCACCCCAAGGUGCCUGAGCCCUGUCCUUCAGCCAUCACUCCAGCACCAGCUCAACAGAAGACAAAGCAGAAGUAA
Ochotona princeps (American pika) is the source of this 270-nucleotide messenger RNA. RefSeq names its product cornifin-B. Bases 1 to 270 code for a protein of 89 amino acids. Lineage: Eukaryota; Metazoa; Chordata; Mammalia; Lagomorpha; Ochotonidae. The record is from RefSeq and is a predicted model, not a curated record. The transcript has 2 exons.